GUUGUCAAGUUCCGUCGGACUGGGGAAAGUGCCAGAUCAGAAGAGGAUAAUAUAUCAGGGGAACAUGAGAUACAGAUUGGACGUGUCCACACAGAUUUGGAAGCAGUGGAGCUGGAAGAUGGAACAAUGGUGCCAAAGGAGUUUGCAAACCCAACUGAUGAUACCUUUAUGGUGGAAGAUGCUGUGGAAGCUAUUGGCUUUGGAAAAUUCCAAUGGAAACUCUCAAUCCUUACUGGUCUGGCCUGGAUGGCAGAUGCUAUGGAAAUGAUGAUACUUAGCAUCCUGGCUCCACAGCUCCACUGUGAAUGGAGAUUACCCAGCUGGCAGGUGGCUUUGCUCACAUCGGUUGUCUUUAUAGGAAUGAUGUCUAGCUCUUCCCUCUGGGGAAAUGUCUCUGACCAGUAUGGCAGAAAGACAGGUCUAAAGAUUAGCGUAUUCUGGACUUUGUAUUACGGGAUCCUCAGUGCAUUUGCACCAGUCUAUAGUUGGAUUCUGGUGCUUAGAGGAUUGGUUGGUUUUGGGAUUGGAGGAGUCCCUCAAUCAGUAACCCUCUAUGCAGAGUUCCUUCCAAUGAAAGCUCGAGCAAAGUGUAUCCUGUUAAUAGAGAUUUUCUGGGCUGUUGGCACCGUGUUUGAGGUUCUACUAGCUAUUUUUGUGAUGCCCACAUUGGGAUGGCGCUGGCUUCUUAUACUGUCUGCCCUUCCCCUCAUGCUUUUUGCCAUUAUGUGCUUUUGGUUGCCAGAGAGUGCAAGGUAUGAUGUUCUGUCUGGGAAUCAAGAGAAAGCUCUUGCUACUUUGAAACGUAUUGCAACUGAGAAUGGUGCACCAAUGCCUCUAGGGAAACUAAUCUUAUCAAGACAGGAAGAUCGUGGUAAAAUACGAGAUCUUUUUACACCUCAGUUCCGAUGUACAACACUGUUGCUUUGGUUUAUAUGGUUUUCCAAUGCCUUUUCAUACUACGGACUGGUUCUCUUAACCACAGAACUCUUUCAAGCUGGAGAUGUAUGCAGUAUUUCCAGCCGAAGGAAGACAGUGAAGCCAAAGUGCAGCCUGUCCUGUGAAUUUUUAACUGUGGAAGAUUAUACUGAUUUAUUAUGGACCACACUAUCAGAAUUCCCUGGUGUGUUGGUGACUUUAUGGAUCAUUGACCGACUGGGGCGGAAGAAGACAAUGGCCAUCUGCUUUUUUGUUUUCUCCUUUUGUGCACUUCUUCUGUUUCUUUGUGUUGGAAGGAAUGUGCUCACAGUUUUACUCUUCAUAGCAAGAGCCUUUAUUUCAGGUGGAUUCCAAGCUGCCUAUGUUUACACUCCAGAGGUCUAUCCAACAGCUACACGAGCAUUAGGUCUAGGAACUUGCAGUGGGAUGGCUCGUGUAGGGGCAUUAAUCACACCUUUUAUUGCACAGGUGAUGCUCGAGUCUUCUAUAUAUCUCACAGUGUUGGUGUACAGUGGUUGUUGUAUUUUAGCAGCACUGGCUUCUUGCUUCCUUCCCAUUGAAACCAAAGGCCGUGGACUACAGGAGUCCAGCCACAGAGAAUGGGGUCAGGAGAUGGUGGGAAGAGGAGCGCACAAUGAUGGAGUCACUCCUUCAAACUCUGGCUCACAAGAGUGA
Messenger RNA from Staurois parvus, 1611 nucleotides. Lineage: Eukaryota; Metazoa; Chordata; Amphibia; Anura; Ranidae. The record is from the annotation of a GenBank genome assembly.